UUAUAAGAAGGUUUUAUAAACAAUACAAAUGAAUAGAUGUAUUUUGAAAUACCCGUGAAGUCUAUAAACAGUUGUAAAUGAGUUCAGUGCGGCAGAUGGUAAAACUGGCAAUCACCUGUGAUCAGUGAGUGGGAUGAAUGGACAUACUUGAGUAUAAAUCACUGGGCUCAAGAAGGCYAUAGACUUCUCAUAUCACUUUACCUGGCAGUCAAGAGACCGUUAUUAUUGGAAAGUCACGUCCAAUUAGUAAARUCAUGAAGAUACUUCUUUGGACGGCACCGCGUUGUGUUUCUACAGCUUUUGAGAGAGCAAUCAUGACUCUCAGCAAUACCAAAGUGUUUCACGAGCCUUACAGCAAUGCUUAUUAUUUUGGCCCAGAAAGGCAGAGUCUACGUUACGCUUCCACACCCGUCAACCCGAAGGAAACCUAUCGUCACGUCAAAACUGUCCUAUGUAAGGACUACGAUGGAAUUGACGUCGUUUUCUCGAAAGACAUGGCGUACUGUAUUGAAAAUAAGUUUGAUCAUUUCCUUGAUGAAGAAUUCAAGGACACUAAACACACUUUCUUGAUUCGAGAUCCGAGUAAAGCAGUGCCAUCCCUAYAYCAUGCUUCAACCAACCCAAAGCUGACAGGAUGGGACUAUUUUGAUCCUGAAGAAUCUGGAUUUCGUCAAAUGUAUGAGUUCUAUAAAUUUGUGACGGAGAAUAUAGACCCCUGUCCACUUGUAGUGGAUGCUGACGAUCUUCUUGAUCAACCUGACGAGAUGAUGAAGAGUUACUGCGAUGCUGUUGGYAUCACCUACGARUCUCAUAUGACAACAUGGGAACCAGGUCCCGUACCAGACUGGGAUGUUUGGUCAGGAUGGCAUGAAAACGCCUUGAAAAGCUCAGGAUUUGCCCCACGAAAGAACAAGAAAUCUGAAAAGAAACCGGUACUGGAUCUUCCUGAAGAGGUGAUGAAAGCCAUUGAAGUAGCAGACCCUCAUUACAAGUACUUGGCUUCCAAGAGGAUUCGUCCCGCACUCUUAACGACGGCUUGUGGUAGCACUUGAACAUUCGUUAAAUUAACAAAGCCUUUCUUUACGAGAAAAUAAGAUCAAUUUUAAAUAAGAACAUUGAACGGCAUACCUUUCGCUGAACACAAAGGCAUUWAAUUUGUUUUAUAUAUAGAAUGUUUUCUUAUUAAUAGGAAUUUAACCGUCAUCAAACUCUUUGUUUUCAUGUUUUUGAAAAUUACGCAUUCAAGUCCAAUCAUAAAUAUAGCAAAAACCUUAACAACUUAUAUAAAUMAUUUGAUUUUCAUUUAUGUAUUUCAAACAUUAAAAAUUCAAUUCAUCAACUUCUCAUGCAAAUUGUUUGGCGAUUGUUUUGUAAUGAAUAAUUUAACACGUGAUCACUGAGUCAUUUCUUCACAUUGAAAUGGUUUACAGGGCGUUGCCAGGUUUUUCUUUCACAUAGCAUUUCUGAUUCAUGCCUGCAUCUUAACUCCGUUAUUUGAAAYGAAAUGUACAUCCUUUUUGCGGCAGAGAAUUCAAAAUUCUAAUUUGUGUGGUAUUGAUCAAAGACAGCCAUUUUAACAUUUGAAUCAUUGAUGAAGGAUAAUUAGGGUUCACAGCAAGCCAGGUAAAAACUCAUUAGGAACUCAAGUGAGUUCUACUAUACGUCAAACAAGUUUUAAUACAAAAAAAGAAAAUGACCAUAACAUCAAUACACACGUAAUUGAAAUGUUUUUGUURUUGUCUUCGUCCCU
This is a messenger RNA of Exaiptasia diaphana, 1750 nucleotides long. RefSeq names its product branched-chain-amino-acid aminotransferase-like protein 2. The record is from RefSeq and is a predicted model, not a curated record. The transcript has a single exon. NCBI's taxonomy places the organism in Eukaryota, Metazoa, Cnidaria, Anthozoa, Actiniaria, Aiptasiidae. Bases 255 to 1052 code for a protein of 265 amino acids.